CGCGUCCCGGGCAUCCGUCGGGUGCCCGAGGCGCCUCCCGCAGGGAGUCCCCACGCGGCCGCGCUCCCGCGUCGUCCGCAGCGACUGGGGGCCCGGGACGUGCGGGGCCGCGAGGCCGAGCCGGGCGCCCCCCAGCGGCCGGCGCGGGCCUCAUGGCUGGGCCGGGCGGAGCGGAACCGGCGAGGUGAAGCCCCUGGGCCCGCAGCCGGAGUGUGUGGCGGGGGCGCCGGCUCCAUGGGCAGCAGCGCACAGCGGCACGAUGAUGGACGUUAACAGCAGCGGCCGCCCGGACCUCUACGGACACCUGCGCUCCGUCCUCCUGCCAGAGGUAGGGCUGCCGGACCUAAGCCCCGACGGCGCCGGGCCGGUCGCGGGCUCCUGGGCGCCGCACCUGCUGCGCGGGGGCCCUGAGGUCACCGCCAGCCCUGUGCCCACCUGGGACGCGCCCCCGGACAAUGCCUCCGGCUGUGGGGAACAGAUCAACUACGGCAGAGUGGAGAAAGUUGUGAUCGGCUCCAUUCUGACGCUCAUCACGCUGCUGACGAUCGCCGGCAACUGCCUGGUGGUGAUUUCGGUGUGCUUCGUCAAGAAGCUCCGCCAGCCCUCCAACUACCUGAUAGUGUCCCUGGCGCUGGCCGACCUCUCGGUGGCUGUGGCGGUCAUGCCUUUUGUCAGCGUCACAGACCUUAUCGGGGGCAAGUGGAUCUUUGGCCACUUCUUCUGCAACGUAUUCAUCGCCAUGGACGUCAUGUGCUGCACCGCCUCGAUCAUGACCCUGUGCGUGAUCAGCAUCGACAGUCUGGGUUGGGAUCCUGGAAGCCAGAUCCAGACUUGGAAACAACAGUUGGUGCCUGAAGCAACAGGCAAAGAGAAAAGGUACCUGGGGAUCACGAGGCCACUAACGUACCCUGUCAGGCAGAAUGGGAAAUGCAUGGCGAAGAUGAUUCUGUCCGUCUGGCUUCUUUCUGCUUCCAUCACUUUACCCCCACUCUUUGGGUGGGCCCAGAAUGUAAACGAUGACAAGGUGUGCCUGAUCAGCCAGGAUUUUGGCUACACGAUCUACUCCACCGCAGUGGCGUUUUACAUCCCCAUGUCCGUCAUGCUUUUCAUGUACUAUCAGAUUUACAAGGCCGCCAGGAAGAGCGCCGCCAAACACAAGUUCCCCGGCUUCCCGCGCCUGCACCAGCCAGACAGCACCAUCUCCCUGAACGGCAUGGUGAAGCUCCAGAAGGAGGUAGAGGAGUGUGCCAACCUUUCGAGACUCCUGAAACACGAAAGGAAAAACAUCUCCAUCUUUAAGAGGGAACAGAAAGCAGCCACCACCUUGGGGAUCAUCGUCGGGGCGUUCACUGUGUGCUGGCUGCCGUUUUUCCUCCUCUCGACAGCCAGACCCUUCAUCUGCGGCACAGCCUGCAGCUGCAUCCCGCUGUGGGUGGAGAGGACAUUUCUGUGGCUGGGCUAUGCAAACUCUCUCAUUAACCCUUUUAUAUAUGCCUUCUUCAACCGGGACCUGAGGACCACCUACCGCAGCCUGCUCCAGUGCCAGUACCGGAAUAUCAACCGGAAGCUCUCGGCUGCAGGCAUGCACGAGGCCCUGAAGCUGGCUGAGAGGCCUGAGAGGUCCGAGUUUGUGCUGUAAGACAAAACUCUGACUACCGUAGGAAAAAAAGUCAUGAUUCAUGAUCAAAAGUGGAAUCAAGGAGACGAGAAAAACGAGACAAGACAGAGGUGGAAACAGAACGGAAUCAUUUACUGAGACUGUGGAAUGCGGCUUCCGUUUUUUCUUGGGAUGGUUCAGAGUGACAAGCAGGGUGAUCUGUUGUACAACUGUGUUAUGAGGGAGACAGUGACCUCCCCUUCUUUUCCCCCUGUGGGUCAGUGCUACUGUGUGCAAAUCAAGGUAGUACUCAGUUGAAGAUAGUCAGACCCGCUCAGCAGUAAGCUGGCGAACAGAGCUGAGUUCCAGAAUGGUUUCUGAUGCUUUGUGUUUGACCAAGACCACGCAAGUGGAAGUGAGUUCCAUUGUGCACUAGUCUAGGCAUCCUGGUGAAUGUUCAGGAAUCGUUCAUGAGACAGAAUUAAUGGUGUGGUAGGACAGAAGGGUGUUUUCCCAAGCCAACUGUGGUAAGCAUAGUGUUGACUAUGUUGCAUGUCCCGUGUUAGAAAACAGAAUCCCGUCAUCAGCUCACACAAAUGACUUCCCAGAGCAGUGUCUGUUCUAAGCUCCUGUCAAACAGUUUGGCUUUGUGCAGGGUCCCUGUGACCUCCCCACCAAUGUACUUUCUUUGUUAACUCAGUUCUUGUUAUGGUAUAACUCAGGAACAGCUCUCAGGAUGGAGAAAAUCCUAAAACCUGAAUAAAGCCUUUUCUUGUGCUCA
Artibeus jamaicensis (Jamaican fruit-eating bat) is the source of this 2378-nucleotide messenger RNA. It is a transcript of the gene HTR7, whose product is annotated as 5-hydroxytryptamine receptor 7. The coding region runs from base 260 to 1639 and encodes 459 amino acids. NCBI's taxonomy places the organism in Eukaryota, Metazoa, Chordata, Mammalia, Chiroptera, Phyllostomidae. The record is from RefSeq and is a predicted model, not a curated record. Gene Ontology annotation, molecular function: G protein-coupled serotonin receptor activity; neurotransmitter receptor activity. Gene Ontology annotation, biological process: smooth muscle contraction; vasoconstriction; chemical synaptic transmission. Gene Ontology annotation, cellular component: dendrite; plasma membrane. The transcript has 4 exons.